GUAUAUUCAUAUAUGAAUGCGAUGUAUAUAGUUGGUUGUCAAAUAGUCGUGAUAAAAUAUUUCCGAUUUUACUGGAGUGUUGAGUAUGCUUUAAGUGAUAAAUUGUGAGGAAAAAUUGAGCUAAACCACGAUAAAAUGGCUCAACAUCCACUCCUGAUGCGCGUUGUGGCGCUGUCCAUAAAUGCGGCAAAUAGAGCGGGCGAAAUUAUUCGUGAGGUGAUGAACAAAGGCGAGCUUGGAAUUGUUGACAAGGGCAAAGAUGACUUGCAAACGGAGGCAGACAGAUCAGCCCAGCGAUGCAUUGUGGCGUCGCUGAGCAAUCACUUCCCGAAGGUGAAGGUGAUUGGCGAGGAGGGCAAUAUUGACUUGAAGAUUCCGCAGGAGUGGCUCACGAACGAGGCUGACCAGGACUUCUUGCGGAACAAGUGUCCAGAUUCGCUUAGCAACGUCUCCGAAGACGACCUCGUGAUCUGGGUGGAUCCUCUGGACGGCACUUCCGAGUACACGCAAGGCUUCCUCGAGCACGUCACGGUCUUGAUUGGCGUGUCGGUGAACGAGCGGGCCGUGGGCGGCGUGAUUCACCAGCCGUACUUCAAGACGGACACAGGGAAGAUCGGACGCACCAUUUGGGGUGUGAAGGAGUUGGGAAUUGGCGGCAUAAAUCCCGCCGCGCUGCCAGAGAACAAAUUCAUCGUGACGACAACGAGAUCACACUCAAAUGCUCUGGUGCAGAGCGCCCUGGACGCCCUGACGCCCGACGAGGUGCUGCGCGUGGGCGGCGCCGGAUACAAGAUCAUCCAGCUGCUGGAGGGAAAGGCUCACGCGUACGUCUUCGCGAGCGCGGGCUGCAAGAAGUGGGACACUUGUGCCCCAGAGGCUGUCCUGGAGGCGAACGGUGGCACGCUCACGGACAUGAUGGGCAAUCACUACUUGUACGGCAAGGGUGUGUCCUUUCCCAACAAGGGCGGCGUGCUAGCGACAGCCAAAGGAGUCAACUAUCUAGAUGUUCUAAACAAAAUUCCUGCUCAUAUAAAAGAGGAAAUAUCGAAGAAGUUGUAAAGCAACAUUGUCAGCGUUCUGCAUUUAAAUAAAUGACAAUAUCCUACGGAUAUAUAUUACUCGCUUUUUAGUCUAAUCAACAGCAAAUACAGAAGACAGAACAUGAA
Molecule: messenger RNA, 1166 nt
Organism: Phlebotomus argentipes
Lineage: Eukaryota; Metazoa; Arthropoda; Insecta; Diptera; Psychodidae
Product: 3'(2'),5'-bisphosphate nucleotidase 1
Exons: 2
Coding region: 136-1059 (307 amino acids)
Biological process (GO): phosphatidylinositol phosphate biosynthetic process
Molecular function (GO): 3'(2'),5'-bisphosphate nucleotidase activity
Source: RefSeq, a predicted model, not a curated record